This is a messenger RNA of Eleginops maclovinus (Patagonian blennie), 5450 nucleotides long. It is a transcript of the gene arhgap22a, whose product is annotated as Rho GTPase activating protein 22. Gene Ontology annotation, cellular component: focal adhesion. NCBI's taxonomy places the organism in Eukaryota, Metazoa, Chordata, Actinopteri, Perciformes, Eleginopidae. The record is from RefSeq and is a predicted model, not a curated record. Gene Ontology annotation, molecular function: GTPase activator activity. The transcript has 10 exons. Gene Ontology annotation, biological process: activation of GTPase activity; signal transduction. Bases 1353 to 3551 code for a protein of 732 amino acids.
UGUUAAGUUUGUUUUGAACAAUUAUAAUGUGUCAAGCAAGGUGGCUGUCAACUGUGUUGCUUUUGAUUCCACUUUCUGAGCUCUAAUAAACAUGUUGCUCUAACUGUAUGAUAUAUUGGUCUCUACACCAUUGCUACAGUAUCUAUCUGUCAGGGGAGGAGCUCUUUCAAUUUUGAAAAAGUAAAGAAUUACUUUCCCGAAGAUAUGUCCCUGCUACUUACGUACUCUACUCCUUUACAAGGCCUUUAUCAGGGGAUGUAUGACCAUGACCAUUCUUCAUUGAUUGUUAUGUGUAAGUUGAGCAGGUUAUUUUUUCUGAAGAGAAAGCUUAGUCAGCAGUGUCCACGUACUGCACUUUUAUUCUCAUCCAGCCUUUUGAACUGCAGCAUUUAUCUGCUUUAACACAUCCACUGCAACCCUUUCAGGCUGAAUAGGAACAAGAACAUCACACCCUUGAGUGCUGUGGCUUUCAUCGCACAGAUUGUUGAGUGACUGAGUAGUGUGGCAUUUCCCCUCAGACUAUAAAUCUUGGCCCGAAUGAGCUGGGAUACUAAAUAUGAACAGUGGAGUUUUGUCAGUUUUAAACAUACCAUAUGUAUCAAACAUCUGCCAUUGAUUAUUGGUUCUGACAAUACAAUUGGACACUUACUCUGCAUCAAACAUUUAGUGGUAUAAAUAGUGUCAGUUAAAUCAAAUGUAUUGAUCUGAGGUUUCACUUCGGGUACCGAAGAGACCAUAAUCAAAUCUUCAUGAGUAAACAGCUGAAGGGUUUGUGGAGACUGUAGAGCAAUGUGGGAGCCAAUGCAAAGAAAUGGGUGACAAGACAGAGGACACACAGCCAGACAUAUUUAUAGAUGGUGAGAAAUUGAUACUGAGAGUGUGCAGCAGAAGGCAGAGAGACAGAUAUCUAAGGAGAGGGAGCAAGAGAGGGAGAGAGUGAGAGUGGGCAGGGCUCUAGGUAUGUGAGAACAACAGUACGCCGGCCAGUGGGACAGACAGGCCGAGUGAGAAGAAAGAAAGGAGGGGUGGAAGUGGUGAUUGUGUGGUUAAGGGCUUGGAAGCGUGUGUGUGUGUGUGUGUGUGUGUGUGUGUGUGUGUGUGUGUGUGUGUGUGUGUGUGUGUGUGUAUGUGUGUGAAAUCAGACGGAGAGAGGGUCUAAGUGCAAGACGGUGUGCCAGAGAGAGAGAUGCUCGGAGGAUGAGGAGUAACAGGGCGAGGCAGCAGCGGGGGCUCUAUGUAUGUGUGUGUGUGUGUGUGUGUGUGUGUGAGUUUGUGUGUGUUUGAGGAAUAGUGUGUGAACAGAGGGAUGCAGUCAUGUCUCUGUGAGAGGGAGCAGCACAGCAACGGUAACCAUGCUGAGCCCCAAGAUAAAACAGGCACGCCGGGCGCGGUCUAAGAGCAUGGUGCUUGGAGAGUUAUCUCGGAUCUCCAGGCCCUGCUCUCCUCUGGAUCAGGAGAAAACACUAAAGGCAGGAUGGCUAAAGAGACAGCGGAGUAUCAUGAAAAACUGGCAGCUGCGUUGGUUUGUCCUGAGGACCGAAGCUCUGUAUUUCUACAAGGACCAGGAUGAAACCAAGGCACAGGGUUGCAUUAUUCUUCAGGGCAGUCAGGUCAAUGAGCUGCCUGCCAAUCAGGACGAGCCUGGUCGUCACCCUUUUGAAAUUGUUCCAGGGGGGGCUGGAGAAAAGGAUCGAACAGGCGUAAGCCACGAAUCAUUGCUGCUGAUGGCCAACUCCCAGAGUGACAUGGAGGAUUGGGUCAGAGCCAUACGUAGAGUCAUAUGGGCUCCACUUGGAGGAGGUGUCUUCGGGCAGCAUCUAGAGGAGACAAUGUUAUACGAGGCCCAGUGUGGCGCUCAGCGACCGGUCCCGUUGCUGGUGGAACAGUGUGUGUGCUUCAUACGUGAACAUGGGCUCAAGGAGGAGGGCCUUUUCAGGGCCCCCGGACAGACUAAUCAUGUUCGAGAGCUGCAGGAUGCCUUUGACCGUGGAGAGAAGCCAGUGUUUGACAGUACCACAGAUGUCCACACUGUGGCAUCACUGCUAAAACUGUACAUACGGGAGCUUCCGGAGCCUAUAAUCCCAUUCCCCAAAUACACACAGUUUCUAUCUUGUGCUCAGAUUCUUACCAAGGACAAAGCAAUGGGUAUCAUAGAGCUUGGCAAACAGGUGAAAUCCCUUCCUCAGGUCAACUACAACCUCCUUACAUACAUCUGCAAGUUUCUGGAUGAGGUUCAAUCUCACUCUAAUGAGAAUAAGAUGAGUGUUCAGAAUCUGGCCACUGUGUUUGGACCCAAUAUCCUUCGGCCCAGAGUGGAGGAUCCAGUUACCAUGAUGGAGGGAAGUUCCCAGGUGCAGCACCUCAUGACUGUGCUGAUCAGUGAAUACACCCAACUUUACCAACGGGAGCAGCCGGAAACUGAAGCAAAGAUUCCCCAACAGCCUCAGCAGAGUCCAACACAACGAGGCAAAGCAGAAUGGCUCUCACAACAAAUUAUUGGGACCCCAUCUUCCAAAGCCCCUGACAGGGAAUCCCGAUCUUCCACCCCUCCAACAGACGGUAAGCCAACUGCACCAAGCCCAAUUACAACAUCAGAGAGGGUUGAGGAUGGUCCGAUUGAAGAUAAGAAAAAGGCUGAGACAGAAGGAAAAGGGGAAGAAAAAGUGAAUGGCAAAACAGAAGUGAAAGGAGAAAGUGAAGUAGCUAUUAGCCCCAGUAAACAGUCGAAAGCCCUGCCCACCUGGAGAUGCUCCCUCAAAGGCGGUGCAGCAUCUGGGGUGCAAAGGGGUAAAAUAGGAGGGUCUGCAGGAGAUGUCUCAGCAGCUGGUGGGAGCAACUGGCUGAUGAAUGGCCUGUCGUCCCUCCGAGUUCACAGGCGCACCACCUCAUCUGGUGAAAGACUUAAAGACACCCUGAAGGAUUCGACCCUCUCACUGAAAGAUACCACUCUCCCUCUUAAGGACACACAGAGAGACUCUGAUGAAGACUCCUCUCAGACACCCCUGUCUCACAGAGGCCUCCACCACUCCCACAGAUUGUCUGCCUAUGACAAUGUUGCCCCCUCCAGUCUGAGCUUACCUGCUGACACCUCGAUUUGGACAUCCUUUGAGAUCUCAUUGGCCGAGCCAAAGGAAAGCGAAAAGGCAGUAAAACUAGAACAGGGUAAAGAGGGACUUACAGAGGUGAGGGACAGUGCAAGUACUCUGGAUGACACUGCAAGCGGUACUGAGGAUGAUCUCACAGGAACAAACGAAGGCCUCGCCAACAUGCUAACUGGGCUCAAGCAGGAGCUGAAGAAACAGAGGACGAGCUACGAAACCUGCAUUCGCAAGUUGGAGGAGUCCUGUUCUAAGUACCAGUCCCAAGUCAACCGCCUCGAGGAGGAGCUGGACCAGGAGAAGAAGAAGUUUCAAAUGCUUGAGAUCCGACUCAGGAACUCAGAGAGGGCACAUCAAGAUGCGGAGAACCGAAACAAUCUCCUGCAGAAAGAGAUGGAGGAUUUCUUCAAAACCCUUGGAGAUCUGACCACAGGAGCAACACGGACCAACUAGCCCAGACCAACCUGCCUUCAUCUGGUCUAUAAGAGGAGAAGGAGCUAGAUUACUAAGAAGACCAGUAAGCCCCAAAGCUUUGAAGACCAAAUACCUCUAGUGCAGUACUACUUGCCAUCGUGUCCUCUUUAGUACAGCCGUCUUGUGCCUACACUGAUCAGUGCCGGUGCCAAACAAGAACUCCUCUGGACCAAGCAAGCAUUUUAUCAUUCCGCAGAAUUCCUUAUUAUACACCAUAGGUUAUGUAGCUUAAUUAUUUAAGUUUGUAAGAGAGCAAAAAAAAUAUCUGAUGAUAUGAGGUAGUCUUCCCAUGUCACACCCUCCUCAUUUCCCAUUAGAACUUAUGAGAGAAACAUUAACUUGACAUUAAAAGAAAGAACAUGUGAGACGUUAAAAAUUCAACUCUUUUAUUUGUUGGAGUUGAAGGUAGACAGUUUCCUUUUCUGAUGUAUAUAAUUGGUCUGUUAGUGAGGCAAUUUCAGAUCAAAAGGCUUAACUUUACACAACUGGCCUGAUCUAAACACUACAACAGGUUAGCUCUUCGCUGUCAGUAUUUGGCCAACCCAUCAGAAGACUGCAACAUCGUCCCAGUGGUGCCGAAUUCCCAUCUUUUCCCUAAAUGUACCUGCACUAAAGCCAGAUUUGCUCAGAGAAAACUCAUGCGUAUUCUAUUCUAUCUUUUCUAUUUUUGAAGAAAUGGAGAAGAGGAAAAUGACAAAAACAGGAAGUCACAACAGUCAGUUGAGAUGUGGCCUAGAAAGGGAUAAGGACAUGCGUCGCAAUCCCCAAAGUGCAUUCUGGGAGAUGAUGCUAGGGGUCACUACCUGGAGCGUCCCAACUAUGAAAAGAGCAAAGGGACAGAUUGGGAAUUUGAGCCAUCAUAUACAUCCAAAGGUUACCAUGGCAAAUAGCAGUUUCCUGACCCUCAGAAAACAUACAUUUCCAGUCAAAUGUACAGAUCAAUCACUGACUAUAUUAAUCUAUGAAGUAUAUUGCACAGAAAACAAACAAAAAAUAAAACAAAAUGCAUAUAAAUAGUUCUGAAUUAAAUGUACAUUACAUACAAUAGACGCCUCCUAGCUUGAAAUAAAUAAAUAAAUAACGCAAACAAAGAAAAAAUAUGGAUCUUGUGUUCUUUCCAGUGAUGUGUGCCGUGAUAUACAUAAUGCAUCUUCAAAAAACAUGUGUGCAUGUGAGGUAGAACUCAGAAAGACGCACCACAGAAGAGAGGAGCAUCUGCAACGGAGAGGACUGAAAAUUAUUGAAGUGAGUAAGGGCACUUAAAUUAAACAUGUCAAAUAUCAGACAGCUGUGACCGAUGUCCGAAAGUGAUUUAAACUUAGUUUCUGGUGACAGUCCCCAAAUACAGAACUCAUUUUAGCCAGUGGAGUGGCCUAUAUUAAAUUGUUACAGCGCUAACAGUAAUCACUGGCUCCUCACUACGCCACAUUGCUAUUCAUUUACAUUCACCCUGUUGUUCCUCAUCCAACAGACCAUCACCUACAAGUUACAUCUACCUAAAUAAGUUAAAAUACAGUCAAACAGUAUGCUAUAGUAAAAAAGAAAUUCAGUGUCAGGGAAAUAGACCAUUUGACUGCUUGUCAAGAUGCACACAAUCAGAGGUGACGUAAUACUAAGAAAUAAGUUGGAUACACCAAAGGACGCUUUCUACAAGAAAGAUGAGGAAAAAUAUUUUUUUAAAUCAUUCAUCUGCAAUUUGAUUCAAGAUGAAGUGCACUAUAGUCUACUGUUAAAAAAGAGAACUGGUGUAGAUUCAUUCACAUGUCCCAAAACAAUACAAAAAUGCCAAAUGAACAAUUCAAAAAAUAUACUCAACAUAAUAUUGCAGUGCUUACAAUGUGGUUUCAACUGUGUAGCAGUAGCAAAAAAAAACAGCAA